Molecule: messenger RNA, 2080 nt
Organism: Gracilinanus agilis (Agile Gracile Mouse Opossum)
Lineage: Eukaryota; Metazoa; Chordata; Mammalia; Didelphimorphia; Didelphidae
Gene: VASP
Product: vasodilator stimulated phosphoprotein
Exons: 13
Coding region: 138-1271 (377 amino acids)
Biological process (GO): axon guidance; actin polymerization or depolymerization; positive regulation of actin filament polymerization
Cellular component (GO): cytoskeleton
Molecular function (GO): SH3 domain binding; actin binding; profilin binding
Source: RefSeq, a predicted model, not a curated record
UCGGCGGGGCGGCUCCGGCCCCAGAUCUGCCCAGAGCUCCGGGCCCCCCCCUCCCCUGCCCCUUCCCCGGAGUCUCCGGGUGAGUCCCGGAGCCCGGGAGCCCAGCGCGGCCCAGCCCGCCCCCCGAGCGCCCCGCCAUGAGUGAAAACCUGGUCUGCUCUAGCCGGGCCACAGUGAUGGUUUACGAUGACAUUAGCAAAAAGUGGUUACCGGCCGGGACGGGGCCGCAGGCCUUCAGUAGAGUCCAGAUCUACCACAAUCCCAGCACCAAUGCCUUCCGAGUGGUGGGCCGAAAGAUGCAGCCGGAUCAGCAGGUUGUUAUUAACUGUGCCAUCGUCCGGGGUGUCAAGUACAACCAGGCCACGCCCAAUUUCCACCAGUGGCGGGAUGCCCGCCAGGUCUGGGGCCUCAACUUUGGCAGCAAGGAAGAUGCAGCUCAGUUUGCGGCAGGGAUGGCUGAUGCCCUGGAGGCCUUAGAAGGAGGUGGGCCGCCGCCCCCUCCUCCCCCUACAUCCUGGUCCGUCCAGAAUGGCCCGUCACCCGAGGAGAUGGAACAGCAGAAGAGGCAGCAGCUGGAACAUCUGGAACAGGUGGAACGAGAGCGCCGGGUCUCCAAUGCAGGAGCCCCCGUGGCAGCCCCAGCUGGGGGGCCCCCACCCCCUCCAGGGCCCCCUCCUCCCCCUGGUCCGCCUCCCCCGCCUGGGCUGCCCCCCUCAGGAGCAGGUGGGGCAGGAGGCCCACCCCCGGCACCCCCACUCCCAUCUGCCCAAGGCCCCAGCGGGGGAGGCGGGGGUGCCCCGGGCCUGGCUGCGGCCAUCGCGGGAGCCAAACUCAGGAAGGUCGGCAAGGACGAGUCCUCUGGGCCCCCUCCGGUCCCCAAGGCGGAGAGCACCCGGAGCACAGGGGGCGGCCUCAUGGAGGAGAUGAGUGCCAUGCUGGCCCGCAGGAGGAAAGCGACGCUGAUUGGGGAGAAGCCCCCGGCCAAGGAGGAAGCUGCCAACCAGGAGGAAGCGGAGUCAAGAAUUCCCACGCAGAACGAGCCUGUUCGGAGACCGUGGGAAAAGAAUAGCACAACCCUCCCGAGGAUGAAGUCUUCCGUAUCCGUAACGAGCUGUGAGGCCCCUACCCCGACUCCCGGCACCCACGAGGACUCCGACCUAGACAGGAUCAAACAGGAACUGCUGGAGGAGGUGAGGAAGGAGCUCCAGAAAAUGAAAGAGGAAAUAAUAGAAGCUUUUGUCCAGGAGCUCCGGAAACGGGGCUCCCCCUGAGCAGGGAGACCCAGGAAUCGCGCCCUGUCCCAGGCCGUCCUGUCUCGAGCUUUGGAACGGGCUGGGGAAGCCUCCCCAACACCAUGGCCUUUCAGCCCACUUGGAAAAUCCCAAGGAGGCAGCACCUCCCCACCAGUCCCUCCUGGCAUGCAGAUUCGAGGCAGGGGGCUCCCCCUCCCCCUCUGCCCUUGGUCCAUUCUUCCUUUCAUCCCCUUGGGGCUCCUACCUCUGCUUGGGACAUUCCAAUAAGCUCCAAGACGUGAAGAGGAAAGGGGAGGUCGUUCCUCCUCUUCCUGGAGCCCCUUUGAGGGCCCAAUGUUCACUUUAAUCCUUAAAAGCCUUCAAUUUUUUUAAGAAAAAAAUCAUAUAUAUAUAUAUUUGUUUGGGAGGGGAAGGGGGGAUUUUAUUUGUUCAUUUUGACAAGGGUGGGGUCUUGGCAGUCUUCAAUGCUGUAAUCCUAGCUGUCCCCCUUUGGGGGUUUGGUUCUUCCAGGGGGUACAGGGAACCAGGACCUCUCUCCACUGCAGGGAACUCCCUUCUCCCCUCUCCCCGAAGACACCCCCUUCGCCCCUUUUCUAUAAGGAAUUAAGAUUCUAUGACUAUAAAAUACUGUAACUUUUUUUGAAAAAAAUUUUUUUAAUUUGGGUAGGCUCAGGUUUGGGAGCCAUUCCCCUGGACGGGAGGGCGACCGUCCAAGGAAGCCCCUCCUGGGGUGGGGUGGGGUGGGGUGGGCUGAUGUUCUCUCAUGCCCUUCCCCCGUGUCGAAAUGGACUCAAUAAAUCUACCCGUUUGUUUUCUACCGCAACACA